Messenger RNA from Pyrus x bretschneideri (Chinese white pear), 1386 nucleotides. RefSeq lists its product as uncharacterized. The transcript is spliced from 9 exons. Gene Ontology annotation, biological process: developmental process involved in reproduction. The coding region runs from base 582 to 1187 and encodes 201 amino acids. The record is from RefSeq and is a predicted model, not a curated record. NCBI's taxonomy places the organism in Eukaryota, Viridiplantae, Streptophyta, Magnoliopsida, Rosales, Rosaceae.
CACGUACGACGUUGCAUUACUUGUUGACCCGCUUUAUCCUGUUUUUUCUCUCUCCCGCUCCUCUCUCUCUGUCUCGAUCGGAGACUGACAAAGCCUCUUCCCCUCCCUCACCUUUUUGAAAUCCCCAAUUUUCCCGCCUGCUCUCGUUCGAUUUUCCUUCUGGUCUUCCUGCUCUCUAUCACAGUCAGUCGUCAUCCUCCUCGGUUUGCAAGUAGCAGGGCGAUUAGGGUUAGGGUUAGGGUUUUUACCUAGGAGAGGCCUCAGGGAACAGCGAUCGUACUCAUCAUCGAAAGGAAGAAUUGGUUAGGGUUUCUGAGAAAUGUCGACGACGGAAGCUCUCUACUCCAAACUCUACGAAAAGUACACAAAAAUCAAGACGAAGAAAUGGUCAGAGUUGGAUGAAAUUGGUAGAGAACAAGAAGGAAAGUUCAAGCAUUAUGUAUCUGUUGCAGAGGAGUAUAUACAACAUUUGCGAAAUCAAAAUGAGAGGUUGCGCUUGGAAGUUGAUGAGCUGAGAAGUGAAGUGGACUUCUAUUAGGUCUACCAAAGAUGAACAAUGUACCGAGUACCAGAAUCUUUUGAUGGAAGAGAACAGGACAAAUAAAGAGCUUUCUGAAGAAGUAGAGAGGCUCCGAAAGCUGCAACAGGUGGGAAAUCUAUCGAAUGAUAGCAACAUAGACAAUGGUGGACUGUGUACACCUGCUAGUGGUCAAGUAUCCGGAGCAGCAGGAAAUCUCUCAAAGAGAAGAAGGACAAGUAAACGUAGGAAGAAUUCCCACUCUGAGACAGAGGAUAUAGUUAUGCCUUCUUGUGGGGCUGUUAUAACUGUUCCAGAGCCACAAUGGUGUAGAACGAUUGAAAGACAAGGUUGUGUAAAACCAAUUGGCCAAGUGAACUGCGUGUUUCAAGUGCUUGUUGAGUAUAUGGUGGAUUUAAAGUUCUCGACUGUUAGUCAGGCCGAAGAAAUAUGCAUCUCAGCUGUGCAUCAAUCAAGUGGUUAUGCCUUCAAUCUUACAUGGAUGAACAGAGCUGCAGGUAAAGAAGUAGAGCUUCUGUACCGCACCUCAUCCUUGGGAACGCUUGAGAGGGUAGCACCAGAAUGGAUGAAGGAUGACAUAGUGUUAAGCCCAAACAUGUGCCCUAUCUUCUUUGAAAGGUUAUCUCGUGUUGUCAAGCUGCACUCCUAGUAGUCUAGGGAUCGUGUUGUCAAGCCCAAACAUGUGCCCUUCUCCCUCUGUUCCUUCUGUUGUCUAGGGAUCGUUGUAGGUUAUAUAUAUUGGAAAGUCUGAAUUGCACAUUUUUCUUACAAUUGAAGGGUUGAAAGUUGACUAAAUCUCACAUGAUCCUUUGCAUUUGAAUAGAAAUUAAGAGCAUUUAUUUGAGAAA